CUGUAAGGAUUGCAAGAAGGCAGCGUGUCAGAAAUGUUGCAUCAUUUACCACAGGAAAUGUGACGCCGUUGUCACGAUCACCUGAAGGCUACUCCUGUGUUACAGGACACCAUUAACGUCAGAGUAGGAGGCGACAUUAACACACCACACCCGCGUGACGUGACAGUGAUGGUGGUGAAUGACACAGAUACAGUUGUAGUCACAGACUGGAUCAACGACAAUGUGAAGUCCUUCUACACCAGGAAUAACCAGACACGUCACAGUAAACUCAGUCUGGGUGGUCGACCAUGGAAUCUGACAAAGUUGACACACAACCAGGUGGCGGUCACUGUCUGGAACAUCUAUCAGAUUGUAACGGUAGAAGUCAACCCUGACCUGGUGCUGCUGUCAACCAUCACAACCAGCAAACAGUACUGGGGCAUAACGUCCCUGACACCAUCAACACUAGCAGCUAGUUCCCGGUCUCCUACCUGUGUUGAUAUCCUGGAUAUGACGGGAAACGUGCUGAGAUCAAUCAGUCCACUCCACAACGGUAACAACAUCUUACAAAGACCCAACUAUCUCUGUACCACGAGGACUGGAAACAUCCUGGUGUCUGACUGUGGAACCAAGCGUGUCGUGUGUCUGACCCCCGAGGGAGAUGUGGUGUUCACCUACAGCCCUAUAGGAGACACAGCACUGAAGUGUCCCCAGGGUAUCACACGUACCAGCACAGGUGACAUCCUGGUGACAGACUACCUUCUACACAGAGUCAUCCAUCUGACGGAGUCAGGACAGUUUGUCAGAAACAUACUGACACAACAGGACGGUAUCAACUAUCCCUGGGGUGUGUGUGUAGACGGACAUGGCCACGUGUAUGUUUGUCUCAUUAGCGGAGUUAUUAAGGUGUUCACAUGUAAACACUGACAACGUGUGUUUGUGACAUAUAUAUGUGUGUAGAACUCUCUCAGGUUGCUGUCGUCUUUAGGAAGGAAUUCAUAAACGCCCAAACAGUAGGAUACUGAUUAUCCGCAUGUUGCCUAAUGGAUGACGAUGUACUAUUCAGGAUAUCUCAGUCACAUGCAUGUCUCACAGUACACGAUACAUCAACUGCGUUUUAAAGACAGCUCAGAUACGAGACCUGUCCAUGUUACUCUCUAAUACAUCAACAUACUGAAGUAAUCAGGAUUACCAAGACAUGUGGUGGACGGUCAUACAUUUAUUGAUUUUAUGUGUACAUGUUAUUAAUAAAUGUCGACAGACCUGAAAUUUGA
Messenger RNA from Haliotis rufescens (red abalone), 1253 nucleotides. RefSeq lists its product as uncharacterized. Bases 169 to 906 code for a protein of 245 amino acids. Lineage: Eukaryota; Metazoa; Mollusca; Gastropoda; Lepetellida; Haliotidae. Gene Ontology annotation, molecular function: ubiquitin protein ligase activity; protein binding. The record is from RefSeq and is a predicted model, not a curated record. Gene Ontology annotation, biological process: proteasome-mediated ubiquitin-dependent protein catabolic process; protein polyubiquitination. The transcript has a single exon.